AACAAAAAACAUGGACGAUGGGUUGACAAAUAACAUGGGGCUAUUGUCGAUCUGAUCGCUUCCACAGUCAUGAUAGAGUCUGCAGGAUAAAACCGAGAGUUGCAGAAAUGGCUAUUAACCAUGCUGCAUUUAUUCUUGUGUUCAUGUGUUUACCCCGUGCUGCAGAAACAGCCUCCUUCUAUGGGGACAGCCAUGUGAGCCUACCGUUCUCUGAUGCCUCCUCAUCGACGGCUAUACAGCUGCGUUUCAAGACUCGACGGCAAGAUGGCCUCCUCCUGCUGGCAGCAGGGGCCAUUGACUACUUCUCUGUCUCUCUCAAUGGCGGGGUGGUGCAGCUGCGAGCAGAUUUUGGCUCAGGAGAGGUUGUCCUCAACUCUAGUCCUGAUGUACGGUUGAGUGAUGGGAGGUGGCACCAAGUCAGCAUUACCAGGAACAAUGCUGUCAACACACUACAAGUGGACACUGGCAACAAACUGAGUGCUGUCAGUCCCGGGCAGUUAUUUGAACUGAAUAUACAAAAUGCAAUAUAUUUAGGGGGAACUGGUAGUUUUCAAGCUCCAUCCGGCAUUGAGUAUAAAUAUUUCCGUGGGUGUAUGAGCAAUGUUGUGUUCAAUCGUUACAACAUCAUCAGUGCGGCACAAAUGUUACAGGGUAUGGAGAAGACAUUCAAGGUGUCGUGGGAUUGUGAUGAGGAAUUUGAUGCCACCAUCACCGACCCCAUUAGCUUUACAACAAACACCUCAUUUGUUGCAUUUCCACAUCUACAUGUGAGCAGUCAAGGUUUUCUGUCUCUGGAAUUAAAGACUAAGUCCCACACAUCACUGCUGGUGUUUAACAGUGGUCAUGGAUCCACUAGAGCUGGCCUUGUGGCAGUGGAGCUGGUGGAGAAACGCAUUCAGUUAGUAGUGGACCGUGGGGAAGGGGAGAUAACUGUGAAGAGUGAUACACUUGUAAGUGAUGGCAGGUGGCAUCAGGUCCAGGUACGAUUGUAUGCUGAUCAUGUUAUGCUUGAGGUAGAUGGUGGAGAGGAAAGGGGCAACUUCCAGCCUGGCAGUAAAAACUAUUUCUCGCUAAGAGGCCAUCUAUUUAUAGGAGGAGUGGGCUUACAUGGAACAGAAAAGGCCAUCAGAAAGAAUCUCAAGUCUAUUCAGGGAACCAAAGUCAGCUCUACACUAGGUUGUGUGAGAAACAUUCAUAUUAACUCACGUCCACUUGGCUUCCCACACAUCCAGAUAAGUGAGAGUGUGUCCAGCACAUGUGAGUGGAUGUUUCCUUGUUCUGCUGACCCCUGCUCUCCCGAGGAGAUCUGCGUGGAAGAGGGAAACACAUUCAGAUGUUCUUGUGAUGUUGACAGUUGUCAGGGAGUAAGAAAGGUCCCCUCACAGCAGGAUGCUGCAGCUGACCAGGGGCGGGGUUCGACCGAGGAGGUCAAGAUCAUAGCUGUCCAUGCUCUGGAGGUCAAGGAGGGGUCACAACAGGUGAUCACUACGGACAAUAUCAAAGUGGUGUUUGAUCACCAAUCUUAUGGUAUCCGUGAAUCUGCCAUUCAGUUUCAUAUUGUCACUCAGCCUAGUAACGGCAGAAUAGAAAACACCCUCGGGCGACGACGAAACAGCAAUGUGUUUACCCUGCUGGACCUUCAAGGGAAUAAGAUUUAUUAUCAACACGAAGGAUCUGAGUCACCAGCUGAUGAAGUAACUUUAGAGAUGGAUGUUAUAUCUGACAAUGAAAACAUUCCAGAAGAACUUAUAAGAAGAUAUGCUUUUGUUCUACCCAUCAUAAUUAUACCUGUUCCAGAUCCACCAGUUCUAACAAUUCUGAAUAAUGGCCUUAUCAAACUUGUUAAAACUACCAAGAUUCCUGUAUCCGAGACCAUGUUGAUGGUGGAUGAUCCAGACACGGAGCCCGAUAACCUUGUUUACACUGUGAUGUGCACUACAAAUUCACAGGGAUUCUUUGAGAGAUACAGUGAUCCUGAUCAGCCAAUCAGUACAUUUACACAACAGGAGGUAACGGAGAAUAUGAUCUGGUUCGCCAACAAAGGGGAGUCUCUCACUUCUUGUCAGAUGAGUUUGACAGAUGGUUCCAACUUUCUUAAUGACAUUGCUUUAGAGAUGGAAGGGGUCAUUCUUUCAAUACAACGGACGGUCAAUGAGGGAGCCAGGCUGGUCCAUGGCAGUUUUGUUGUGUUCAGCCAGGAAAACAUGCUUGUGGAGACUAACGUUCCAACUCAGGAUCUAGAAAUACAAUAUGAAAUUACUCAACAUCCAUCCUACGGUCAGAUACAACGACUACAUUUAGCCGAGGAGCGUUGGAUCCCCGUCAGUACCUUUGCCCAACGCCAUAUCAAUAAGGGCCAGGUGAGGUACAUACACACAGACCUGACGAAUCUGAGGGGGUCAGAUCAGUUUGCCUUUAUCGUGUCCUGUAUGGAUCAACAAAUGAGACGGCAGGUAUUCACCAUCGAACUGGAAUCGGUCAGCAUCGAUGUGGUUACUUCAGAUACCAUCAGAAUUGUGAAGGGUAACUACAAAAAGAUAACAUCUAAUGAACUGUGGGUUUUAACUAACAAUGAGAAUGUGGCUCAGAAUGAGAUCAGUUUUACACUACUUCGUGCUCCAAUCCAUGGCAAGUUGUACAAGGCUCCUAACAAUAUGCCAUUGUCAAAGGUCUUCUCCAGCACAGAGCCACUACAUAAGAGCAGUGUGUUCACACUUCAGGAUAUAGAGAAAGGUGGUCUGGUCUACCAGCUGUCCCGCAACUAUUAUAGUAGCAGACACGAUUUUAUGGACCUUAAGAUAUCUGCCCCAGGUGCAAGGCCAAAAAUAAAGCGCUUUCAUAUGGAAUUUGUGCCUGAGGAACAGGAUGUUCGAUUCGUCAUCAAUCGCCUGGAGGAUGUGAUAGAGGGCGGACAGCGGGCAAUAGAACGUAGCCAUCUGUACCUGGAAACCAUGGACUAUAGGGAGUUUGAGUAUACGCUUGUCAGGUUCCCCAAACAUGGUGUCCUGCAGAUUGUUGACCCUCAUUCAACGGCAGUCAUGAAGUCUAACAUAUCAAGGUUCACAAACGAAGAUGUCAGAAAUCUAAAAUUAGUUUACAAACAUGAUGACUCUGAAACAGAUACAGACUCUUUUACAUUUACUGCCUUACCAAUAAUAAAAAAUCUAAACCAGCUACCAACACAAGUCAAUGAGAUAUCAGAUACUCUAGAAAUCAACAUCAUGAUGAGGAAUGACAACCCUCCUGUCCGAUUGGUGGAUAAGGUGCUCGGAGUGGUGACUGACCAGGAGAAGGUCAUAACCUUGGACGACCUUGCAUUUACUGACCCAGACAUUGACUACGACACUGACCAGCUCAUGUACACUCGACGGGGAAUUCCAAAUGGAGAAAUUGUGUACACAACUAAUAAGACAACUACUUACCAGUUUUCCCAGAAGGACAUUAAGGAUGGACUUAUAACCUUCCAGCACUCGGGUGACCCUUACGGCAGGACAGUCAUUUGGGUGAGCGAUGGUCAGUACUACACAACCAGCUUGCUGGAGAUUCAGGCCUCCACCCCAGAGAUCAGUCUGUCAAGGAACACUGGUCUGCUGGUCAACAAUGGACAGGCCACACCCAUCACUUCCCAAAACCUGAGUGUAGAGACAAACAUUAACAUUACCCCAGACCUCAUCAGGUUUGUCAUGAUAGAGGAGCCCUUAUAUGGCCAGUUGACCAUUGGUGAGCAGGUGGUCACAGAGUUCACACUGGAUGACCUGAUCAGCGGUCGGGUCAUGUAUACCAAUAGGGGUAGUAGCGUAAAUGAAGACAUGUUUAAGUUUGCAGCUGUUGCUGGAAAUGUUCAAGUGCAGGGCCAGUUUGCAAUUCGUGUGUUCAUCAAGUCCAGACAACAUCCUCCAAGGAUUGUCCAUAACGAGAUCCUUGAGGUGAUGGAGACAGGUGUGGCCACCCUAACACAAUCUGUCCUCCUUGCCAGUCACACUGACAGCCUGCCAUCAAUGAUUGUGUUUGUUGUCAAAACAUCUCCUCAAUACGGUGAAUUGCUGGUGGACAACCGAUCAGGUAGAACUUCAUUCACACAAGCUGAAGUCAACGAAGGUCGGGUAAAGUACAGUCAUUCAAGGGAAGGACUGGAACAAGACUCCUUCAUGUUUGAGGUAACCAAUCGCUUUCAGACCCUACGAGGCUUGGAGUUUAUCAUACAAGCCAUUCCUACCACACUGCACCUUUAUAUACAAAACUUGACAGUACGAGAGGGAGGCAGAAAAGUGCUAACUCCUUCCAUGUUGAGACUACAGGGGCGCUACUAUGAUGGCAAGGAUACUGUAUUUGAGAUAAUUAAUCAGGCCCGCCAAGGUUGGGUGGAGCAUGUGAGGGCAAGGGGACAGCUACAGCGAUUGACUUCAUUCUCAUCAGAUGACCUCCAACAGGGUGCCAUUUUCUUCGUGCAUGAUAACGGAGAAAUGUCAUCAGAUCAAAUGACUGUACAAGCCAGGAUAGUAGAUGAAGGAAAGGAGAGUAACACAGCAAUCAUGUUUAUUCGAGUUGAGACCAUCAACGAUCAGAGCCCGCAGAUAGUGGUCAACUCUGGUUUGGACGUGUGGCGUCGCUCCAUCACAGUCAUUACACCAGAUGUGCUGCAGGCUGAGGAUGUAGACACUGGGCCAGAGUUUCUCACGUACAGUAUAACACAGCCAACCAAUGGCCGUGUGGCCCUGCUAAAUAAUACCUACAGGCCUAUUUCAAGCUUUACACAGGCCCUCAUUAAUGCUGGGCAGGUUAUAUAUGAACACAAAGGAGAUUAUAUUGGUGGAUUUAACUUCCAUGUCAGUGAUGGUGUCAAUGGGAACAGUCGACCAAGAAGAUUUGAAGUUCGUGCCCGAGCCCUCAUGUUGGAACUAGUCAACAACCGGCAGCUCAACGUCUACCCUGGUCAGAUUAAACAAAUCACCAAAGAUCACUUGUACACUCGCACAAAUGACCCAAACCAGGAGCGACCCAUCCUGUAUAACCUGGCGUCAAGCCCACGUAAAGGACGCAUGGUGACCAUGUUCAAGGAUCGUGCCGUGGAAGUACAGUCCUUCCAGCAGGAGGACAUAAACAAUGGUAACAUCUUCUAUGAACACACUGGUACAGUGUAUGGCUGGUCACAGGUUGACCUGUUUUUCUUUGAGGUCUCCACUCUCUAUGCAGACUCCCUUUCUGAUGAGAUGUUUGAUAUCAGUGUGUCAUACCGACAUCUGGCAGAAGGGGAGAUAAGUGAUCUCAUUCAAGUCAGUGACGUUGCUGUAGGAGAAGGAGAGAUGGUGGCGUUAAGUCGUGACAAUCUUGAUGUCUCCAGUUACUUACAGCAGCUCCAGCACGAUGGUAGGCGGGCCUCUAUUGAGUAUGUCUUAGAUACUCUCCCACGACAUGGCACGCUAGAGAUGGAUGGUCAGUCACUCAGGAUGGGCCAAAUAUUUCAACAAGAGAAAAUUGACUCUGGAAAAAUAACAUACGAUCAUGAUGAUUCAGACACUUUACUAGACUCAUUCACUGUGAUACUGAACAUACAAAAUCUGGAUGAGGAAGACCGUCAAACGGAUGAGGAGAUCAGAUUGACGGUAAACAUAACAAUUGAGCCAUUAAAUGAUGAGAGGUUUGAGGUGAUAACACGUGAGCCGGAGAUCAGUGUGGUGCAGGGCCUUCAGGCCUACAUCACCAGUGAUGACCUCAAGACUAUAGACCCCGACACCCAGCCACAGGAAAUAGUGUAUGAUGUCACUGCACCCCCUCAGAAUGGAUUCAUCUCCUACAUAGCCUCCGCAGACACACCCAUCUCCAGAUUUUCACAAAAGGAUGUCGAUGAUAGGAAAAUAAUUUUCAGUCAUGACGGCAGUGGUGGUAGUUCGAGCUUCCGGUUGCGAGUGUCAGAUGGAGCUUUCCCAGCCAUGUCAAAAGUGUUUGUUAUUAAUGUUAUACCCAUGACUUUAGACUUCGUCGGAAACAAGACGGCUUGGUUACUACAAGGACAAAGCCAGGUCAGGUUGGGUGCAGAUGUGAUCAACAUUAGGACUAAUGGUAUGCGCAAUAAUUUAAUGUUCAAUGUUACAAAACAGCCCAUGUAUGGAGAGCUCUUUAAAGGGCAGACAAUUUCUGUGUCUCAGUUUAGUCAGAUGGAUGUGGACAGUAGUGUGUUUGGCUACAGACAGCAGGAUAUGUCUUCGCACAUGGACUACUUUAUGUGUGAUGUAUUUUACCCCAACACCGCACUGUUGUUGCGGAGUCAGCGACUCACCGUCAUGGUGCGACCUCUCGUCAGGCAGAGACCCCUGGUGGCCAUCCCAGGAACCUUACCCAGAAUCACACUCAAUAUUCUGGAUGCCAGGGAGCUAGCUAAUAUAACUAACAGUAAUCCUCACUAUGAAGUGAUUGAUGCUCCACGAUUUGGGAAACUAUUGUAUCACAUGCGGAGUAAGCGUGACACAAGUGAUAGUGGACUGUUCUCCCCAAUAGACAGUUUUACACAUGAGGAUGUGGCGUCAGAGAGAGUAAUGUACCAGCCGGACAGUGGUGCAGGCACCAGCUGGGACCAGGACAGCUUCACUUUCCUUCUGACCGCCCCAGGUGUCCAGCCAGCGAAGGGCACGUUCCAUAUAGGUGUAAACCCCAAUAAAGGGAAGGUUCCUUUGUCUGGGAGUGUUACUGUGACCCCACGUAGUCCUCACAUGGACAAUGACACUGACGGUGGAGUCACACCCAAACAGCUGGAGGUGGUCAGUCCUAAUGUCAGUAGUGAUUUCGUGAUUGUUAUAGCCAUACUUAUCCCACUUUUAGUGCUUAUAGUGAUUGUUACAGUUAUUGUGUUUAUUCUGUGGAGAAAACGACAUGAAGGAGAUUACUUACCUGGGGCUCAGAAAUACCUGCGGCCGUACAAUACCGGGUCAAUGCAUCAAAUAGACCAGCCCCAUGUGCAUAUAGCUCCUCAGUCUCCGUUGGCUGAGGACCAAACCAGACCCACACAGAGCUAUUACAACGUCCCUGUUGGGAAUGGUGCACAAUCUGGAGACCACACCUACAAUGGGUACAGUCAUUCAGAGUUAUCUCCCAACGACUGGGAGUUGCAAGCACCAUUGUUAGACUCCAGUAGAACUGAGGUUAGCCCCACAGUGCCCGAGUGUAAGGUGACCCCUCUGGGCCACGAGGAUGUGGACGAGAAUUUAUCUCUCGCUCCAAGUGCAACAGACAAGUCAACCACCAGCCUGGACCUAUACAACUGGUCUCUAUCAGACCCGGAGUUUAUACAGCACUGUCGUACAACCACACCCGUCCUCAGGGAGAACCAGUACUGGGUCUAGGUGUAACCUGCCAUUACAUUACAGGGCUGAUGAAUUAAACCUUCAUGUUCAAUUUUCUUGAUAUUAAUAUUAAAUAGGAAUGUGUAUUUUAUACAUUUAUGUGUAAUUUUUAAAAAAUUGGGUAUUUCUCAAAAUGAAUCUUAAAAUCAUAAUUGAUGUUACCGGUAUGUAAAAGUAUAACUCAUGCCGUAAAUUUAAUCUAAAUGCCAUAACAAUAUUUACCAUGAUUUUUAUACUUUGGUCAAUAUGUUUACAUAUCCAAAUUAAUGAGAUAUGGAAAUGGUGUUUUCCGAUAUGCUGCCCCAUUUUUCAUGGUAUUUGUAUCCACACAUAAGUGUAUAAUAUAUAUACAGACCUACUUACAGCAUAUUGCCUGCAGUCUGAAAAUGGUUUCUGUUCGAAGAAACUUGGUACUGUAGUGUAUAUGAUGAUUAUUAUAAUUAGGUACUAAGAUUUCACCCUAAAUACCCUCUCACACUACUUUGUAUGUAUACAGCAUGACUUACUGACAUCUACUGAACAUUUUACGUGCAGUAUGUAAAUGGUACUGUCUGAAUCAUUUGGUAUACUUAUAUAUUACCAGUCUUGUAUAUAUACAUGUAUAGUAUGUACUUACACUGUUAAGACGCGACAUUUUUGUCUGUUGAUCAUUAUGACAUGUAAGGCUUAUCCGUUUAUGAUAGCGUUGUAUGCACCCUCCAGUUAAACCAUUUAAAGGGUUCCUUUAAUUUACUCUUCACAACUAUUGUAGUCUUGUAGAAAAUUUCUCAAGAUUUUGUGUACACUUUGUAGAAGUGGAACUAAUAAUGAGAGGAAUCUAAGUUGUGGUACAGUAUAAAAAUACAGGAAUGUUGGAUUCUUUGUUGACCCUAACUGAUAUUAAUCGUGUAACUCUUACUGUGAUUUUUCCAUAUCUUUGUCUUUGUUUUGAUGAGAUUCUUUAAUAUUUUUCAUGUUUUGAAACAUAGCAUAUUUGGCUUUUUGGAUGCGAGAUACAGGCACUUGUAUAAAUGAUUAUGCUAGUCACUAAGUUAGUAUAGAAUUAUCUGAUUAUGUUAAUGUAUAUAUGCCUAUUGGUGUUAACAGCUUAUUAAAAUUAGUCGCUACAUGGAAACCACCACGAAUGAAUUGAUUGAUCUAAACCUUUGAUUUAUUACAAUUUUAUUUUUACACAUUUGUGUUCGCACUGUCUGUGUUGAAUUUUGAGAUUCAAGAUUGUUGGAUAUCUAAUACCAUGUAUUGGGUUAUUUUCGUUGUUGAGUUCAUCACAAAAUUUAUCCACAAUUAAUAUGUUAGAAGUUUCUGCGGUUGUUAAGGUAGCAAUAUAUAAACAUCAUCAGUUUUGUAGGUUAACGUGCGUAACUACUGGUCCAUCAGCUUUUGUCAGUUAACGGGCGUAACUACAUACUGGUCCAUCAGACUUUGUCCGUUAACUGGCGUAACUACUGGUCCAUCAGCUUUUGUCCGUUAACGGGCGUAA
Molecule: messenger RNA, 8817 nt
Organism: Mizuhopecten yessoensis (Yesso scallop)
Lineage: Eukaryota; Metazoa; Mollusca; Bivalvia; Pectinida; Pectinidae
Product: chondroitin sulfate proteoglycan 4-like
Exons: 3
Coding region: 108-7337 (2409 amino acids)
Source: RefSeq, a predicted model, not a curated record